AUUGGAAACUUUUUAAAAAUUGUAUUCUCUAUCUGAAUCAUGAAAUAAUUGUUUGAGGUUUAAUGUCCCUUUAAGUCAAUUUUUUUUUUUUUUUUUUUAAACUAGCCUCUCAUCAAAGAACAGCAUUGCAGGGGAUUAUUUGAAGAGGGUCUUUUAAUGCUCAUUGGAAGAAGUCUUCUAAUGAUGAAUCACUGACUUUUAGGUCUAUCAGUAACAGUCAAAUAAUAUGAUCCUUAAAGUACGUAUUCAAUCAUUCCAUCUCUUGGACUGAGCACUGACAGAUCUGCAACUUCCAUAAAAGUAAUCUGGAGCUAAACACUUGAAAAUGGAGACUAAUGAAUUCCUUCUUCAGUUCAUCUACAACACCACAGAUACAUAUUCUGCUGAGGAGGAUUGGUCCUAUUUCAACAAUGAACAUUACAACCAUCUUUAUUUGUUGGAAAAAGUAAUAACUAUAAUUUGCUACAGUAUAACCUUCAUCUUUGGAAUUCUGGGAAAUGGAUUGGUAAUUUGGAUUGCUGGCUUCAAAAUUAAAAAGAAUGUAAAUACAAUAUGGUUUCUCAAUCUUGGUGUUGCAGACUUUGCAUUCAAUUUAUGUCUCCCACUCCCAAUAACAGAACUGGUUAUGGACCAUCAUUGGCCAUUUGGCCUCAUUAUGUGCAAGGCUGUGUUCACUGCCCUUUUGUUAAAUAUGUCAGUUAGUACUUCUUUUUUAAUGAUCAUUAGUGUUGAUCGUUGUACUUCUGUACUUUGCCCUGUAUGGUCUAAAAAUCAUAGAACCUGCAGAUUGGCUUAUAUUAUUUCCGCAGUUAUUUGGUUUUUGUGUCUGAUUUUCAGCUCCCCAUAUAGUUUGUUUUAUGAUAUUUAUAAGGACUCUGAUGAUGAUGAUGAUGAUGAUAACAAAACGUAUUGCCACCUUGUAUAUGUAUCAUGGCACAACAUAAGUGCAUUUGAUUAUGACACAUGGAGACUCAGGUACAAUGCUUCGGUCAUAACUAAGUUUGUUUUCAUGUUUAUAAUUCCAUUCUUGAGUAUUCUGGUUUGUUAUGGACUGAUUAUGUUAAAGGUGAGAAAAAGGAAGAGUCUUUCUGCUUCUGGUCGAACAUUUAAGGUUAUCAUUGCCAUCAUACUUUCGUUUUUCAUCUGUUGGUUCCCUUUCCAGCUUUGGCCUUUGUUGGAAACCAUGGGCAUUGAAAUUGAAUUUUAUGUAUAUACAGUUGUUCUUCAAUUGUUUAGCUGCCUGGCAUUUUUUAACAGUUGUCUUAAUCCAAUGCUGUAUGUAUUUAUUGGCCGUGACUUCAAGAGAAGUUUAUUUAAGUCAAUUCCAUUCCUAAUGGAAAGCACCUUUAAGGAGAAAUAUGACAUUGAUUCUGAAAGUCAGUGCAAUCAGACCAGGGCUGAAACUGAAUUAGAGAUUAUAUAUGCAAAUAAAGGUGACUAACAGACAUGUGCAUUUGUUUA
This is a messenger RNA of Bombina bombina (fire-bellied toad), 1461 nucleotides long. RefSeq names its product N-formyl peptide receptor 2-like. The coding region runs from base 326 to 1441 and encodes 371 amino acids. NCBI's taxonomy places the organism in Eukaryota, Metazoa, Chordata, Amphibia, Anura, Bombinatoridae. The transcript is spliced from 3 exons. The record is from RefSeq and is a predicted model, not a curated record. Gene Ontology annotation, cellular component: plasma membrane. Gene Ontology annotation, biological process: positive regulation of cytosolic calcium ion concentration; complement receptor mediated signaling pathway; inflammatory response. Gene Ontology annotation, molecular function: N-formyl peptide receptor activity; complement receptor activity.